AUGCACAAAGGGGCUACUUUCGCACUCGCAACAGCGGUCGGAGUUGUUGGGGCGGUCGCCUACUCAAAGACGUCAAAAACGCCCUUCUCGGUUAUCGGGCCGUUGUCGCUCACACGAAUGACCCUGCAAAGUUCAGAGCUGCUAAACCACAACACCAAGAAAUUACGCUUCGCCCUUCCCGAUUCAAAUACUCGCACCGGGCUGUCGUUAACCUCUGCCUUGUUAUCCGUAUCUCUGCCGCCAGGAAAUGGUCUACGGACACCCGUGUUGCGGCCAUAUACACCCACAAACGACCCCAAUGAGCCUGGCUAUGUCGAGUUCAUGAUUAAACUCUAUCCGGGUGGCAAGCAAAGCACACUGAUGCAUUCUCUGAAGCCUGGCGACACACUAUCAUUUAUGCGAAUUCCCUCGCUCGGCUGGAAGCCAAACCAAUAUGAGCACGUCGCUCUCAUCGCUGGAGGUGCAGGAAUCACACCGAUGUACCAGCUCCUCCAUGGCAUUCUCUCUAACCCCGACGACAAAACUCGAAUAACCCUUGUUUGGGGCGUCAAUACGGACGAGGACUUGUUCUUGAAGGAGGAAUUUGCCGCCCUCGAGAAAAGUCAUCCCCAGCGGUUCAAGACACACUACGUCGUCUCGAAUCCGGAACAAGGCUCGCGGUUUAAAAAGGGGUAUGUGACGAAGGAGUUAUUAGAGCAGGCUGGGCUCAAGGCAGACAAUAAUGGAGCAGUGAAGGUCCUGGUUUGCGGACCGCCGCCGAUGGAAAAGGCGUUGACUGCGAGGGGUAGCGGUAUUCUAGCUCAGUUAGGCUACUCUGCGAGCCAAAUUCACCAAUACUAA
This is a messenger RNA of Mycena indigotica, 840 nucleotides long. Its product is annotated as FAD-binding FR-type domain-containing protein. The transcript is spliced from 2 exons. Gene Ontology annotation, biological process: ergosterol biosynthetic process. Gene Ontology annotation, molecular function: cytochrome-b5 reductase activity, acting on NAD(P)H. Lineage: Eukaryota; Fungi; Basidiomycota; Agaricomycetes; Agaricales; Mycenaceae. The record is from RefSeq and is a predicted model, not a curated record. Bases 1 to 840 code for a protein of 279 amino acids.